UUACUUCUACGGGGUGCUACAGGACUUCGACAGGACCUCAUGGGACUGCGUGCUGCAGGGUGCCCUGUCCACCUUCUCCAAUACCAGCUCCUUCUUCUGGACCAUGGCCAUUGCCCUUUACCUCUAUAUCACCAUUGUGAGGGGCUCGCCCACGGGCACAGGCUUGCUCUGCUGCUUCCAUGUCGUGAGCUGGGGAGUCCCCCUUGGCAUUACGGUGGCUGCUGUUGCUCUGAAGAAGAUUGGCUAUGAUGCCUCCAAUGUUUCUGUGGGCUGGUGUUGGGUCAACUUGGAUGCAGAGGAUCGGGUCUUGUGGAUGUUGUUAACGGGGAAAGUUUGGGAGAUACUGGCCUAUGUGACUUUGCCGGUGCUCUAUAUUCUCAUCAAGAAGCACAUUAAUAGAGCGCACGCAGCUCUCUCAGAGUAUCGCCCCAUUCUCUCAAGAGCACCUGCAUUUCAGCCCCGGACUUCCAUAGCAGAUAAGAAGUUGAUUCUCAUCCCUGUCAUCUUUAUCAUCCUCCGCAUCUGGAGCACUGUGCGAUUCAUUCUGACCCUCUGUAACUCCCCUGCAGUGCAAAAUUCAGUCCUGGUUGUCCUGCAUGGAAUUGGUAACACGUUCCAAGGAGGUGCCAACUGUAUCAUGUUUGUCCUCUGUACGCGGGUAGUCCGGACUCGGCUGCUUUCCUCCAUUUGCUGUUGCCACUACGAUGAGUUGGAUUGGCCUUUGCAAAGAUCAAACAGCUACUGGCAGCGCCCAGAACCCCCCAAGGACAAGGACGUGCCAGGCCCUGAGCGGACAAAACCCCAGCUUUCCAGCACCUGA
Fulmarus glacialis (Northern fulmar) is the source of this 820-nucleotide messenger RNA. It is a transcript of the gene GPR157, whose product is annotated as G protein-coupled receptor 157. Gene Ontology annotation, biological process: cell surface receptor signaling pathway; adenylate cyclase-activating G protein-coupled receptor signaling pathway. NCBI's taxonomy places the organism in Eukaryota, Metazoa, Chordata, Aves, Procellariiformes, Procellariidae. The transcript has 4 exons. The annotation marks the transcript as partial. The record is from RefSeq and is a predicted model, not a curated record. Gene Ontology annotation, cellular component: plasma membrane. Gene Ontology annotation, molecular function: G protein-coupled receptor activity.